CCGCUGAACCUUCAACACACACACACACGACUAGAGUAUCUUUUAAAUAGGCCAUUGUAAAUUUUACACAGAAUCAUCAACCCAACUGUCGAGCGACGCCUUCUAAGAAACACCAUUACGUUGAAAUUAUUCUAGCAGCAUUGUCGUUGUUAGACACACUUCAUCCUUCGACACAUAUAAAAAUUCCCUUUAUCUAAACGGUCCAUAGACAAAACAAAGUUGAUAAUUUGAAAUAGAAAACAGAAUAUUUCAACAAGAUUCUAAAAACAUACAUCACUUCUCAGUAAUAAGAUAGGAAUGUGCUGAAUGAUGCGACUUCAAGGAGAGAUGGAAUCUACUGAUGAUGAGCUUGAUCAGAGUGUGUUUGAAAACAAAAAUGGUCUGGCUGAUGAUAUGGCAUUUUUGGCUAGUAUGCCAGAGUUAUGCGAUGUCACAUUCUUAGUCGGAGAUACCAGAGAACCAGUAUGCGCCGUAAAAGCUGUUUUAGCUGCUAGAAGCAGAGUGUUUCAUAAAAUGCUAUAUCAACCGCCAAGUCCACAGAGAAAAAAAGAAGUUAUUCCUAAAGAGACUACUAAGCUUAGACGACCGACAUUUUUGAAACGAAGUAGUGAGCCAUUGUUGAAUGUGAAAAAUGCUAACACCCAAACACAAUCUAAUCAGCAUCAAACUGUAGUAGUGGAUGAAUUCGAGCCGGACGUAUUUCGUCAACUUAUUGAAUACAUACACACUGGUUGUGUGACUUUGCAACCUAGAACUCUAUUAGGAGUUUUAAAUGCAGCCGAUUACUACGGUCUUGAAGAUCUUCGGAAAGCAUGUACAGGAUUCGUCCAAUGUUGUAUCAACGUCGAUACUGUCUGUGCCCUACUCUCAUCCGCCGAACGUUACAUACAGUACAAAUGCACUAAAAGUCUUGUACAGAAGGUAUUAGAGUUUGUUGACGAACAUGGCAACGAAGUUUUAAAUUUAGGAUCGUUUGCCUUAUUACCAUUGCAUGUAGUGAGAUUAAUACUAAGUAGAGAUGAGCUAAAAGCCGACGAAUUCACCAAAUUUCAAGCUGCAUUAAUGUGGACCAUGAAAUACGGUGAUACAAAUUCAAACGUCGAUUGGAAAGAGGUAUUUGUUGAAAAUUUUAUGUCUUCCAUUCAAUAUCACAAAAUACCUGCCAAUGUUUUAAUGAAUGAAGUAGAACCAUUGAAAAUAGUUCCAUACGAGGUGAUCAUGACAUCUCUAGCUUAUCAGGCAGACCCCUCCUGUGUCGAUCCCGACAAACUGAAGAGGGCUUUGAGAAUGGGUAAUAUACAUGGACUGAUGGGUAUCAGUAGUACAAUUGGCACAGUGACAGCUGAAAGAACAAUGUCGAUGCAGAGUUCGGGUACACACCACGGUUCCAGUUCAACAAUUAGCUCCAUCGGAUCCAGUGAUUUAGUUGGUUCUGAUAAAACUUGAUCCGGAAGAACCCCUUUGAGUUAAUAGGCGUGCACUCUUGCCUAAAUAUUCAAUUAUUUUAUAAUGAAAUGAUUCCUAUUAAAAAAAAAAACAAAUUCGCAUUAAUUAUUAUGACUAUAA
This is a messenger RNA of Daktulosphaira vitifoliae (grape phylloxera), 1566 nucleotides long. Its product is annotated as serine-enriched protein-like. The coding region runs from base 307 to 1446 and encodes 379 amino acids. The record is from RefSeq and is a predicted model, not a curated record. The transcript has 8 exons. Gene Ontology annotation, molecular function: protein binding. Lineage: Eukaryota; Metazoa; Arthropoda; Insecta; Hemiptera; Phylloxeridae.